AUGGCAGCGCAGAUUCAGAAACAUGUUCGCAAUCUCGAAGAAACGCUUAAAGGCUAUUUAUAUGAAGGACCACUGACACCUUUUUGGGGCAUAGUCGAAGAGAAGACCAAGGUCAAACGGGAACGUGUCGCAGUUGGUCUGCUUGGCUUCAUCGCUAUCUACUUGAUUCUUGGCUGGGCAAAAGAUUUUGUCUGUAAUUUCAUUGGUUUUAUCUAUCCAGCUUACGCUUCAGUUUUGGCUGUUGAGACAACUGCAACACAGGAUGAUACUGAAUGGUUAAUUUACUGGAUUGUUUAUGCAUCAUUCGGUAUUGUCGAAUACGUCGGAUAUGCUUUCUUUCAUUCUUUACCGUUUUAUUGGCUGGGUAAAUGCCUGUUUCUCAUUUGGUUAAUGGCCCCAGGAGAUAAAGGUGGUUCCCAAAUUUUAUAUCACCGUUUCAUACGUCCAUUUGUAUUAAAACAUCAUCCUGUUAUUGACAAACACAUUCGUGAUGCCAAAGAGCAGAUCAACAAAUUUUCCAACAAUGGUAAUCGCUAG
Molecule: messenger RNA, 537 nt
Organism: Adineta ricciae
Lineage: Eukaryota; Metazoa; Rotifera; Eurotatoria; Adinetida; Adinetidae
Source: the annotation of a GenBank genome assembly